Molecule: messenger RNA, 1713 nt
Organism: Leptinotarsa decemlineata (Colorado potato beetle)
Lineage: Eukaryota; Metazoa; Arthropoda; Insecta; Coleoptera; Chrysomelidae
Gene: CCT6
Product: Chaperonin containing TCP1 subunit 6
Biological process (GO): protein folding
Molecular function (GO): ATP-dependent protein folding chaperone; ATP binding; ATP hydrolysis activity
Source: RefSeq, a predicted model, not a curated record
UCUGCGUUUAUUGUCACGUUUUGUGGCUGAGUUUUUGGGCGGUGUGAGGUUAAAAAUUACAUUUUCACGUUUUUCGACUUUUCACUUUUAAUAAUUAGUAAUAAUGGCUAUAAGUUUGUUGAAUCCUAAAGCCGAAGUAGCCAGAGCUGCACAAGCACUGGCUGUCAAUAUUUCUGCUGCUAAAGGAAUCCAGGAUGUAAUGAAAACCAAUUUGGGCCCCAAGGGAACUGUAAAAAUGUUUGUAAUUUCUUUUCUAGGUCUGGUUCUUGAUCAUGGUGCUCGUCAUCCUGACAUGCCGAAGAGCCUUAAGAAUUGUUACAUUCUAACUUGUAACGUGAGCAUGGAGUAUGAGAAAAGCGAGGUCAACUCGGGAUUCUUCUACAAAACAGCAGAAGAAAGAGAAAAGAUGGUUUCUGCUGAACGUGGAUUCAUUGAGCAAAGGGUCAAAAAAGUAAUAGCUUUAAAGAAAUCUGUAUGCGACGGUACAAACAAAACAUUUGUGGUCAUCAACCAGAAAGGUAUUGAUCCGAUGAGCCUGGAUAUGCUGGCCAAAGAAGGUAUUAUUGCCCUUCGCAGAGCUAAGAGGCGUAAUAUGGAAAGACUUGCUUUGGCAUGUGGAGGAAUUGCUAUGAAUAGUUUUGACGACCUCCAGGAGUCUCAUCUUGGUCAGGCUGGUCACGUAUAUGAGCAUGUACUAGGUGAAAACAAGUAUACCUUCAUAGAAGACUGUAAGGUUCCACAAUCUGUUACAAUUUUAAUGAAAGGACCUAAUAAGCACACCUUGGUACAAAUCAAGGAUUCCGUAAGAGAUGGUUUAAGGGCUAUCAAUAAUGCUAUUGAGGAUAAAGCUGUUAUACCAGGUGCUGGAGCUUUUGAGAUUACGGCAAAUAAAGAGCUAUUAGCUUUCAAAGACACUGUUAAAGGAAAAGUUCGUCUUGGUAUUGCAGCUUAUGCCGAGGCACUUUUAGUCAUUCCCAAAACAUUGGCUGUUAAUUCUGGAUUUGAUGCUCAGGACACCAUUGUCAAACUCCAAGAAGAAUCUCGAUUGAAUCCUGAACCUGUAGGACUUGACCUGACAUCUGGAGAACCUAUCAAUCCAAAAGAUGCUGGCAUCUUUGACAACUACGUGGUCAAGAAACAAAUCAUAAACUCCUGCUCUGUCAUUGCCAGUAACCUAUUACUUGUGGAUGAGAUUAUGAGGGCAGGCAUGAGCAGUUUGAAAGGAUAAACAGUUUUAAUGGCAUUACUCUUUGUACUAUUGAAGUUCAACAAUAAUAUAUUUUUUCAAUUGGUUUCAAAGCAUAAAAUUUCUCAACCUCAAAUUUUCUCAGAAUGACAUAACACAUUCACAAGAAAUUUAAUAUUCUGGAGCUGUAUCUAAUAAUUUUGUUAGAUAAUUCAGUGUCAUUUCAGACACUAAUUGUUUAUUAAAACUUUUCAUUGGCAAUAUAAAUAGUUUCAAAAGCCAUUAAAUUUUAGAAAGUUGUAAAGGUAACUAGUUUGAAAUUUUUUAAACUUAUACACGAAGGCAAAACAACUGAAUACUGUUUUAGUUUGUGUUCUGUAUGAUAAUGUGAGAUUGCUUCGUUUUACACCAUUUUUGUUUAGUUGAACUUCAAUAUAAUUUCCUAAUACGACUAUUGCUUAUUUAUCUUUUUUUUUAUAAUCAUUAACGAUGAAAUUAACACAUUAAAAAUAUAAUUUUCAACUGCA